Molecule: messenger RNA, 8352 nt
Organism: Oncorhynchus masou masou (cherry salmon)
Lineage: Eukaryota; Metazoa; Chordata; Actinopteri; Salmoniformes; Salmonidae
Product: tetratricopeptide repeat protein 39A-like
Exons: 20
Coding region: 2937-4643 (568 amino acids)
Molecular function (GO): protein binding
Source: RefSeq, a predicted model, not a curated record
CGGGUCCUUAUCCAGCAAACCUGGAAGCUACAGAGAUUGAGAGAGAGGAACAAACAAACAAACGAGCUCAUCCACAACAUCGAUAAGUACAAUAAAUAAUGCUUAUAUUAAAUAUGAACACUGACAAGUGUGAAAUGUAUGUACUAAGACAGAGAAGUUAACAUGUGUCGACCCACAUUGUUAACUUAUCUGAUAACGGAGCAGGGAGGAGUGAUGAAUGUGUGCAUGCGUUAAAGUAACAAAUGCUGCCCGGACUUCUACGUCACAUAUGUAUGAUAUAGCCUAGUCAGGCUAUGCCUUUCAAUAAGCUGUGAUGUCUAAAUGUGACAGGUUAGAUUAGUGGUACGUGAUGCAAGCAAGAAUUCCCUGAUGACUGCCAAUAUGGGCCCAGCAGCAAAAGACCCAAUCUCAACAGCAUGGAACACAGUCAUGGUCAAGUUCAAAUGCUGUGGUUUUGAGAACUCGACUGUAGAUUUCAAGGACAACCAUUGGUUUGAACUACCCUAAGACUUGCUGCGUGAACAAGACCCUUGCAGACUGUGACGGUAUCACCAUCACUCCAAGUCUGAUCCAACCACAGUUAUUCUCCAUGAUCCUUGCCAUGGUUUUGUUUGAAGUUGGGGCUCAUGAGGCAUCCAUAGUGAAGCCAAAGGGUCCAUCCACACCUGGAGGACACCAACAACCCCCACAGGCAACAAUAAAGUUCUGCUAAACAAUAAAAAUUAGUGUGUUUUCCUUAGAUGAAAUCAUAUCUGUUAUUUUAGUUAAAUUAAAAGUUGAAUAUGUUAUUUUUUAAAGCUAUGUACUUUGUUUUCACUGGGAAGGGGAAACCUAGUCAGUUGUACAACUGAAUUUUAAUUUUAGUGCUCACAAAUAUGACAACAGCACCCUCAUGUGAAAUGAUUAAUUAGUGAAGUGUAGAGGGAAGACAUUUUUAAGGUGACUUGAUAUGCAAUAGCUGCUUCUAUUUAAACAAAAUAGCUGAUUGAUGUAGAUCUAUUUUUUGCUUUUAGAAUUAUUAUUAUUAUUUUCACAUGUAUUCAUCUGCCACUAUUGUUUCUUAAUGUGUAGAAUAUGUCUUAUUCAAAAAGUGACACUUGAAGGCAACAUCUAAAAUCCAGGACCGUGUCCACAUCACAGUGGAUUUUGUGUAUGACUUUGGCUUGAUCAAUCUUUAAUGGAAGGAGACCAACAACAUGUACUGUACUAAACAUCAUGUACUAAACAGGCAAACAUCAGAGUUAGACAUUACAGUUAGUGUUCACCAUAAAGUUGAAUAAUAGUGUAACCUUUCCGGUUGAGCUUUAGAUUAAUUCCUAACUGAAUUAAAAGGGUGUUCAGUCCACAUAGUGUAUAAUAAUUCUUCAGUGAUCAAAUGGAAAGAAAUGGGGGUGUUUAUAACAGCUGGUUAUAGAGUACCACCGUGUGAGUUAUAAUACCCAUAAAACGGGCAAAUGGUUACAAUAGUUUUUCCACAUUGAAUUUUUUUCCAUCGGGGAUUUUAGAAACACUUCAAAUAAGGGCUGUGUUUCGUGAAGGCCUACCCUGGCGUGACAUUUUGAUAACUGUAAAUCUCUCUAGGACAAGGUAACUUUUAUCAAUAACCUCGCAUGUAUUUACCUCCCAAAAAUGAAACGCUAAUAAGCUGCUAAUGUGGCUGUCAUAAAGAACUACAAAUGCCAUGAUCUGGAUGAGAAGGUAAGAAUCUCUGGAUUAACUAUCUAAUGUUAGUUAAAUGUAGUAGUUUAAUAAAUUUGCUACAUUUCAUUAAAUAGACAAUUCUGUGAACUGUUGUGCACGCUUUAAAUUGACAAAAUAACUGUUAGUAAAGGUGACAGCUACAGAUUGCAGGGAUUUGUAGUUUUCCAUGGUGUCUACUUUAAUUAGGAUUUUUGAAUCGGUGCAAAUAGAGCUGAAUAUAUUGAUAAAAUACAUCUUGUCCAAUAGAGAUUUACAUGGCUAUCAAAACAUCAUGCCAAGGUAAGCCUACAUGAAAAGCAGUCUUAAGUUUUAAGUGUUUCUAAAAAUCCCCUAUUGGAAAAAUGAAUGGUGGAAAAACGUCUGGAACCAUUUCCCUGUUUGAUCGCUAGGUUUUAUGGUAUAUUGACACCUCCACUGUGGGGCUCUAUAUAAUUUCAGUGAGACUGGAAUUCAUUUGAACUGGUGUUAACUUUUAGAGUUUUCCAUCUCCAGUGAGUUAUACAGUUUACAGAACAUUGUUAAUAUGUAACGGGUCACAUAAGAGGCUUGGCGUGUGCCAUUUGAGUCAAACAACACACAUAUAAUCCCGAAUUAAUGAUUUAAUAUAAAAUGUAGGCUGUUAUAAAACUGCAGUUUCUUAUCCUAUUAUUUUGCCAAGAUAUGCAUAAAAUGGGCCAUGGCCAUAUUAUAAACUAAUAAACGAAGAAAUAGCCAUGUUGACGUUGAUGUUCUUUGAUUAAAUGUUAUGGCAGGUUUGCAAAGUGUUCGUGGCAUUGAGACGGUUUUGUCUGGAAGGGAUACAGCUUUUGUCAAAACAUUUUCGUAGCCGUUUUAGGAGAACUUACGCAGCAGGUUAGGAUAACGAGGUUAACGUUACAAAAAUGUUUAGGGUUAGCUAAAAUGCGACAACAAAAAAUAUAUACUUUUUACGUCAAUUUGACAAAAGCAAUAUCCCUUCUAGAUAUGACCCAUUGAGUUUGCGGAUGUUGAAGGAGGAGUCGAUCCAGUCCUCGUUCGUUUUCCCACACAGCUUUCGAGCACUUGACGCUUCCCUGCAACUCUUCUCAAAUUACAGAUUCCACAGCUCAAUGCAACUUCUGUUCUUAAAGCAGAAUCAAUCAACCCUCCACUCAGCUUGUUAUUAAGACAAUUUGCUAGUUAAUGUUUUUCCUCAAACCCUUCUGAGUAGUCUACUUUUCGACAGGUGUUUUGGGCAGAGUGCCCGGAAGAAAAAAAUGUCCAAUGGGAAAGAUGCACCUGCUGCGGCGAACUCCUCACAGAUGACCCUGCAGGUGUGCCUUGAGGAGUGUAUGGAGGCCCUGGACCUCUUCCUCAACAACCACUUCAGUGAGAGCCUGGACAAACUGCGACCACGGGUGAAAGAGAGCAUGUACCAUGCUCUGAUCUACGCCACUGUGCUGGAGAUGCAGGCUAUGAUGACCUUCCAGCAGGAUGACAUCGUCAAUGCAGGCAACACCAUGAAGAGUGCCCAGGAGGUCUGCCAGAGGUUUCGACGAAAGUCCUCUAGUAAUAUCAGUAAAUCACCUGGAGAGCGUUUAACUGAAGAGCAGCUCCAUGCUCUCCAUGCUGAUGCGUGUUAUGCUGAAUGCUUGCUCCAAAGGGCUGCUCUCACCUUCCUACAGGAUGAGAACAUGGUGAGUUUUAUCAAAGGAGGAAUCAAAGUACGCAACAGUUAUCUGAUUUACAAGGAGCUGCACACCUUCCUACAGUCCAACAGCUCUCUCCAAGGACCCAACCACAUUCACUUAGAGGGAGGAGUGUCUUUUGGGAUCGGAGCAUUCAACUUGACUCUUUCCAUGUUUCCACCUCGGUUACUCAAAGUUUUAGAGUUUGCUGGCUUCUCUGGAGACAAGGAGUAUGGUCUGUCCCAGCUGAAUGAUGGUGCCACUACAAACAACCUGCGCUCCAUGCUGUGUGCCUUGCUGUUGCUCUGUUACUACACCUUCCUCACCUUCAUACUCGGGACCGGUGAGGGGGACGUGGCUGAUGCUGAGAAGCUGCUGAAGCCUUUCCGGCUCCGCUACCCACAGGGGGCCAUAUUUCUCUUCUUUGCAGGCAGGGCUGAGGCAAUCAAGGGGAACAUCGAUGAGGCGGUGGUGCUGUUUGAGGAUGGCUGCAAAGCUCAGCAGCAGUGGAAGCAGUUUCACCACAUGUGCUACUGGGAGCUGAUGUGGUGCUUCACCUACAAGUGCGCGUGGCGGAUGGCCUACUUUUACGCUGACCUACUGAGCAAUGAGAGCCGCUGGUCCAAGGCUAUGUAUGUGUACAUGAAGGCUGCUUACCUGAGCAUGCUUGCCCCGGGGGAGGCUAGGCCUUUUGGGGAAGAUGAGGUGGAGCUCUUCAGACGAGUGUCCACCUUCAAGCAAAAGAUAGCAGGGAAGUCUCCACCCACAGAGAAGUUUGCCAUUCGCAAGGCUCGACGUUACAAAGCUAGCUGCCCAGUGAGGCUCCCAGUACCUGUGCUGGAGAUGAUGUACAUGUGGAACGGAUUCUCCAUGAUCAGCAAGCGGCCAGAGCUGACCGAAGGCAUGCUGCAAACACUGGUGGAGGCAGAGCGCACCCUGCUGGAAUCUCCCGUGAAUGAGUAUUCAAUGGAUGACCGCUGUGUGAUCUACCUACUGAAGGGGCUGUGUCUGAAGAACCAGCGGCACAUUCAGGCUGCAGAGGAAUGCUUCAACAAGGUGUACAACAGUGAGAAGAAGAUCAAGUUUGACCAUUACCUAGUGCCCAACGCUCUGCUGGAGCUCAGUGUGGUCUACAUAGACACGGGCCGCAAGGAGGAGGCCAUCAAACUACUGGUGAAAGCCAAAACUAACUACAAGGAGUACUCCAUGGAGUCACGCACCCAGUUCAGGAUCCAUGCUGCUCUCUCCAAACUCAAGGCUGACACUAGUGACCAAGAUGAAAUCACACCACUGUAGUAUAACAGGUGUCAUUGUGCUGAGCAAGCACUGGACUUGCAUCCCCUGCCAUGUGUAGACGUUCCGGGAAGACUUGCUCUCGUUUACAUACUCAGCCACUUUGAUCACUGCCUCCAAAUGUUACUUGCUUUGUGGUGAAAGUCUCCGUCCUUCAUGGAUGGUGAUCUUUCCCUGAUUUUAAAACACUUGAGUUUUGAAUGGGAGUUGGUAGAAGUUGCCUCUACCUGCUGGUUCUAGAUCAGAGGCAUUUUAUCCACCUACUGCGUGAACACCCUGAUCCUACAUCUGUACUGGUUACCCAGAACAGUAGAUGGGGAGGCAGUUGCUCAAAACAAUUUGAAUAUGGUAUAUCCACAUUUUUUGUGGGGAAAAACAUGUUGAAAUGAACUUAUUAACAAUGUAAGUUGAGGUAGAGUUUUGCUUUUAACUUCUCCAAAAGUGAUUACUGUAAGCAUUUUGACAAAAGCACCCAUUUAGUGAUAAUUGAGUUAGACAGACAGACGACUACAUAACGUAUGACAUUGCUUUGAUCCAAGUUAUUUUAACAAAUGUAUUAACAUUUAUGUAUUAGUAGAUUUAGAAGAAGCUUAAUAAUCAAUAGGUAAUGCUACAUUUGAAGUCAUAAGUUUACAUACACCUUAGUCAAAUAUAUUUAAACUCAGUUUUUCACAAUUCCGGACAUUUAAUCCGAGUAAAAAUUCCCUGUCUUAGGUCAGUCAGGAUCACCACUUUAUUUUACGAAUGUGAAUGUCAGAAUAAUGGUAUAGAAUGAUUUCAGCUUUUAUUUCUUUCAUCACAUUCCCAGAGGGUCAGAAGUUUACAUAUACUCAAUUAGUAUUUGGUAGCAUUGCCUUUAAAUUUUUUAACUUGGGUCAAAUGUUUUGGACAGCCUUUCACAAGCUUCCCACAAUAAGUUGUGUGAAUAUUGGCCCAUUCCUCCUGACAGAGUUGGUGUAACUGAGUCAGGUUUGUUGGCCUCCUUGCUCGCACAUGCUUUUUCAGUUCUGCCCACAAACUGUCUAUAGAAUUGAGGUCAGGACUUUGAUGGCCACUCCAAUACCUUGACUUUGUUGUCCUUAAGCCAUUUUGCCACAACAUUGGAAGUAUGAUUGGGGUCAUUGUCCAUUUGGAAGACCCAUUUGCGACCAAGCUUUUAACUUCCUGACUGAUGUCUUGCUGUUGCAUCAAUGUAUCCGCAUCAUUUUUCUUCCUCAUGAUGCCAUCCAUUUUGCCACCCCCGUGCUUCACAGUUGGGAUGGUGUUUUUCUGCUUGCAAGCCUCCCCCUUUUUCCUCCAAACAUAACGACUGUCAUUAUGGCCAAACGGUUGUAUUUUUGUUUCAUCAGACCAGAGGACAUUUCUCCAAAAAGUACGAUCUUUGUCCCCAUGUGCAUUUGCAAACCGUAGUCUGGCUUUUUUUAUGGCGGUUUUAGAGCAGUGGCUGAGUGGCCUUUCAUGUUAUGUCGAUAUAGGACUCGUUUUACUGUGGCUAUAGAAACCUUUACCUGUUUCCUCCAGCAUCUUCAUAAGGUCCUUUGCUGUUCUGGGAUUGAUUUGCACUUUUCGCAUCAAAGUACGUACAUCUCUAGGAGACAGAACGCGUCUCCUUCCUGAGCGGUAUGACGGCUGUGUGGUCCCAUGGUGUUUAUACUUGCGUACCUUCAGGUGGUACCUUCAGGUGUUUGGAAAUUGCUCCCAAGGAUGAAGCAGACUUGUGGAGGUCUACAAUUUCUGAUUUUUGAUUUUCCCAUGAUGUCAAGCAAAGAGGCACUGAGUUUGAAGGUAGUCCUUGAAAUAGAUCCACAGGUACACCUCCAAUUGACUCAAAUUAUGUCAAUUAGCCUGUCAGAAGCUUCUAAAGCCAUGACAUUUUCUGGAAUUUUCCAAGCUGUUUAAAGGCACAGUCAGCUUUGUAUGUAGACUUCUGACAAACUGGAAUUGUGAUACAGUGAAUUAUAAUUGAAAUAAUCUGUCUUUAAACAAUUGUUGGAAAAAUUACUUGUGCACAAAGUAGAUGUCCUAACCAACUUGCCAAAACGAUAGUUUGUUACAAGAAAUGUGGAGUGGUUGAAACACUUAGGUUGGAGUCAUUAAAACUAGUUUAUGUACACUUCAGACUUCAACUGUAUGUUGUCCCUGCUGCAAUGUACAGAGGAAAGUAGUCAGUUGAAAUAAGUUUAACCUCACUAACCUCUGAUAUUCAUUACUUCAAAUAAAGUUUAGACUGUCACUCAAGACCUUGUACAAAGAAAGGUGUGGUUAAAAGAUUUGAAAAACAUAAUUAAAUAUGUCCAUUUGCUACAAGCCCUUUUAUUAUAUUUUACUGGAGCAUAUCUCAGUUGAGUGUAACCUGUUCUUGUCCAUAUUGGCUUAUAAAUAACAAACUGAUUAAGAGGUGACAUUGUGACGUUACAGAAAGAUUUAUGACUAGUGCCUAAGCGGAGUGUACAAAAUAUUAUGAACACCUGCUCUUUGCCUGACACUGACUGCGCUGUGAUCCCUUAUUGAUGAAUGGGAGGAGACGGGUUAAAGGAUUUUUACACCUUGACAAUUGAGACAGAUUUUGUAUGUGUACCAUUCAGAGGGUGAAUGGACAAUUCAAGUGCCUUUGAACAGGGUAUGGUACUGGUACUGGUACUGGGUUUGUGUCAAGAACUGCAACGCUGCUGGAUUUUUCACAUUUUAACAGUUUCCUGUGUGUGUAUCAAGAAUGGUUCACCACCCAAAAGACAUCCAGCCAAAUUGACACAGGUGUGGGUAGCAUUGGAGUUAACAUGGGCCAUGAUCCCUGUGGAACAUGCUCGACACCUUGUAGAGUCAAUGCCCUGACAAAUUGAGGCUGUUCUGAGGGCUAAAGGAGGAGGUGUAACUCAAAUAUUAGGAAGGUGUUCUUAAUCUUUUGUAUAAUGUGUAUAAACUUACCUGCUACUUCCUUGAUGAACUUAAUCAGUGGAUCAUGACAUCACACUCAGUGUCAAUCAUGGGGCGGCAGGUAGCCAAGUGGUUAGAGCGUUGGGCCAGUAACUCAAUGGUUGCUGGAUUGAAUCCCCAGCUGACGAGUUAAAAAUCUGUUGUUCUGCCCCUGAACAAUGCACUGUUCCGCGGUAGGCCGUCAUUAUAAAUGAGAAUUUGUUCUUCACUGACUUGCCUAGUUAAAUAUCAAAUCAAAUUUAUUUAUAUAGCCCUUCGUACAUCAGCUGAUAUCUCAAAGUGCUGUACAGAAAUCCAGCCUAAAACCCCAAACAGCAAGCAAUGCAGGUGUAGAAGUACGGUGGUUAGGAAAAACUCCCUAGAAAGGCCAAAACCUAGGAAGAAACCUAGAGAGGAGCCAGGCUAUGUGGGGUGGCCAGUCCUUUUCUGGCUGUGCCGGGUAGAGAUUAUAACAGAACAUGGCCAAGAUGUUCAAAUGUUCAUAAAUGACCAGCAUGGUCGAAUAAUAAUAAGGCAGAACAGUUGAAACUGGAGCAGCAGCACGGCCAGGUGGACUGGGGACAGCAAGGAGUCAACAUGUCAGGUAGUCCUGGGGCAUGGUCCUAGGGCUCAGGUCCUCCGAUAGAGAGAAAGAAAGAGAAUUAGAGAGAGCAUAUGUGGGGUGGCCAGUCCUCUUCCGGCUGUGUCGGGUGGAGAUUAUAACAGAACAUGGCCAAGAUGUUCAAAUGUUCAUAAAUGACCAGCAUGGUCGAAUAAUAAUAAGGCAGAACAGUUGAAA